AUGGAUAAGUCAUGGAUUACUAAGCCACAAUCAUCGAUUUCAUAUCAGCAAGAGAUAAAAGAAUUGAUUGAUUUUGCAUUUAAAGGUGCAAAAGAAAAUGACGUAGUAAUAUGCCCUUGCAAACACUGCGGUUUUAAAAAAUCAAAGAGUAUGAGUGACAUGUUCGACCACUUAAUGUGGUCACCAUUUUCGCAGGGAUACACCAUGUGGAUUCAUCAUGGAGAGUCCUUAGUUGUACCUAGUACUAUCUCCCCUAGGACUACUCAAAAUAUGGUUGAAGAUACUAUCAUUUUUUAA
This is a messenger RNA of Lathyrus sativus (Indian pea), 297 nucleotides long. NCBI's taxonomy places the organism in Eukaryota, Viridiplantae, Streptophyta, Magnoliopsida, Fabales, Fabaceae. The record is from the annotation of a GenBank genome assembly.